AUGUCGUCAUUUACAACUACAACCAAUGAACCACAAAACCGCACUCAUCGUCGUCUACUUUUCGAAGGUUUUAAUAUUCAUGAUACUAUGAAUUCUUCUCAUCGUCGUCAUUCAGGAACAAUGUUUACAUCAACACCUGAUCAUAAAUUACAUGAAAAAGAAAACGAACAUAUAGAUUUAAUUCAAACAAAUGAAUCUCAAUCAUCAGAACCAUGUUUAUUACAAUUACAAAACGCUCGACAAUUACUUCAUUCAAUGAGUCGAACAAAUAUUCUACCAAUUAAUGAACAACCAUUAAUUGAUGAUCAACAACCACGAUCUGAAUUUCUUAGUGAAGCAAAUCCUGAAUUAGUAUAUUACAAAUCAUCAUUAGAAAGUGAACGUAAUCGUCGAAAACAGUUAGAAACAUUAAUUGAUGUACAACAACAACGUUUAACAGAAGCUGAAUCUGAAUUAAUACAAUUACGUGCAAAUGAUCAUAAAAAAACUUUAUGUAUGAAACAACUUGAACAAAUGAUACCAAAUGUUGUUGAUGAAUGGAAACAAAAAGAAAAUGAUUAUAAGAUAAAAUUAAAUAAUUUAACACAACAAAUUAAACAAAAUGAACAAAUAAAUCGAGAAAAAAAUUUAAAUGAAAAACAACAAUUUGAUAUAAAAUUAAAUGAAAAAAAUUUACUCAUUGAACGUUUAACAAAAGAUAAUGAUAAUAUGAAAGAAGAUUAUGAAAAUCUACAAUCAAAAACAAAACAAAAUGAACAACGUAUACAACAAUUAACAAAAGAUUCUGAACAAGCUAAACAACGGUGGUCUACACUUGAAAAUGAUUUACGUAAUGAAAUCAAAAAUGGCGAGACUCGUUUUACUGAUAUACAAUCUGAAUUGGACAAAAAACAAGAACAAAUUGAACAACUGUUACGUGAUCAACAUAAACUAAAUGGUGAUUAUCAAAUCAAAAUUCGUCAAUUAGAAAAUGAUCUUGAUGAACAACGACGUGAGAAUAAUGUAUUGAAAAUGGAACUUGAAUUGCGUGAAGCCAAAUAUCGUGCUCAAACUGAAUCUCUUAAAAUUCAACUUAUGCGUGAUGCUGAAACUAAAUUAAAUCAACGUCUUGAAGAACAACAUGCGAAACAUAUUCAAAUUGAAGAAGAAAUAAAUGAAUUACAUCGUCGUAAAUUAUCUGAUUUAGAAGAAAAACAUGAACAAAUUUUAUCACAUGAACGUCAUGAACAUGAAAAUCGUGUUCAAGUAUUAUUAAAUAAACUUGAUCAAAUGAAAAAUGAAAUUGAACAGAUACAAUCGACAACAAAUGCUGAACGACAAGAUUUAGCAAAAAAACUACAAGAUGUAUUUGAAACAGCACUUUUUAAAGGAUCAACAAAAAUAAAUUUUUCACAAAAUGAACCAAUUAAUUCAUCAUCAUCUUCAUCAUCAACACAAUUUAAUCAAAUAAAAUUACCAUUAAGUGAUACACAAGUUAAAGUUAAAAAUACGGAAUAUCUUCCUUCAUUACCAUUAACUAAUAAUGAUCAUCCAACUAAUAUAUCAACAAUACGAUCACUUUCAUCUCGUAUUGAUUCACUUGUUGAUCAAACAAAUCGAGUUGCUAAUGGUUAUGAAUUCAAUUCUCAUUUACCAUUACCAAUGCACCAAGAAAAUACUUUACAAAUGUUUGAUAAUAAUCAAAAUCAUUUAUUAUCUUCUCAACCACAUAGUACUCUUCAUUCACCAUUUUUUCGUUCAACUCCAAUUGAUUCAUUACCAGAUUGGUAUCCACAAACAAUAACUCAAUCUUCUCUUCAUACAAAUAAUAAUAAUCAAUUAACUAAUCGAAGUCAUUCAGCAGAUCCUAUUAGUAAUAGUGGAUUAUUUUCAAUUUAUCCUUCAAAUAAUUAUGAACAACAACAAAAAUCAUCCAAUUCUUUUAGUCUUGAUAGUAAUUUAAAUAUGAAUCAUAUAUAUCAACCAACAGUAUCAUCGUAUCGUUCAACAUCUUCAAUUACAACAAAUUUUGUUGAUCAUCAACAAGAAGUACAAGGAACUCUAUCAAAAGAUAGUAUUGAAAAUCAACAAAAUGAUCAAACAUCAUCAACAAAUGAAUCUUUAUCAAGAUAUGUUAAAAUGUUACUUGAACGACCACCAACUCAAGAUCAUAAUACAUCAAAUAAACAUCCAUUGGCUAAAACAAAUCGAUCAUUACAUAAUAUACAAUUAUCUAUUGAACAAUUAAAUUUAGCUGAACGAGAUGAAAAAGUAAUUGUUGAUGAUUUAGUUUUACACAAUGAAUCACAUUCAUCACAUGGUAUAACACCAAGGCAACAUAAUAAAUCAUCGGUAACAACACAUGGUGGUGGAGUUAAAAAACGACUUGAUUAUGAUAUACAUAAUACUAAACAAAGUAAUACAAAUGAUUUAUUUGAACGACUUUCUCAACCAAAAACAAAAGUUAAAAAAGAUAAACCAAAACAACAACAACAACAACAACAACAAUCAUCAACAGCAGGACAUGGUGCAUGGAAAUAA
Molecule: messenger RNA, 2520 nt
Organism: Rotaria sp. Silwood1
Lineage: Eukaryota; Metazoa; Rotifera; Eurotatoria; Philodinida; Philodinidae
Source: the annotation of a GenBank genome assembly